This is a messenger RNA of Plasmodium vivax (malaria parasite P. vivax), 3066 nucleotides long. RefSeq lists its product as hypothetical. The coding region runs from base 1 to 3066 and encodes 1021 amino acids. The record is from RefSeq and is a predicted model, not a curated record. The transcript has a single exon. NCBI's taxonomy places the organism in Eukaryota, Apicomplexa, Aconoidasida, Haemosporida, Plasmodiidae. Gene Ontology annotation, cellular component: membrane.
AUGGUCGGCCCGGCCGCACUCUUCCUGUGCGUCUACCACGUCGCCCUGGCAGUGCUGGGCUCCGUGUUUUUCGAAAACUACCUGUUCAAGGACUUUGACAACAGCUUUAGUAUCGUCAAAAUAAUUUUCUGUUGCUCCUUUGUGUUGUGCCUCUCCCUUCUCUCCAUGCUGGUCUUCGAAAUACUUGGCUUCCUCACGACAACGCUGAAGCUUUUCAUAUGGUACAUAGACAUCACUUCCCUGGUCCUGUUCAUCUACCUCAUCAUCCCCAUCAGUUUAAUUUACACAUAUGUCACUUACGAAGAUGAGGAGGCGGCAAAUGGACUCUUCAAAUUUAACUACUUUUACAAUGCGCUCAGAAAAAUGAAAAAUAAAAAAAAUAUUUUACCUGAACAUGUUAAGGCAAAUUUUAUGAGAAGAUUACUCUACGUAAGUGAAGAUUUGAUGAAACAAAUGGAAAAUUACAACAGAAAAAUGAGAAAUAAAAACAAACAAAAGAUAUUUCAAUUUGUUAUUGGCUGUUUGCUCAUUUUACCAAUCAUCUGGUUUACCUUUUACAAAAUUUCGAUGAUCACUCUGAAGAAUAACAAUGACAUUUACGACCAAUCGUCUGACUUUUAUAACAUUGGAAAUGUCUUGCAGGAAAAAUUUAACAUUGUAAAUAAAGAUUUUUCACAGGAAUAUAAUACAAAUAAUGGGAAAAAUAAAUACUCUUUUUUUUUUAAAGUUAUGAAGAACUUGCUCAUUUAUAUAUCCGUUACGGGGAUGACUUUGGUGAGCGCUCUUUCCGCCUUCACCAGUUUGUACUCCCCCUACACCAACAUCAGCCUCUUCUUCUUCUUCGUCACCAUUAAGAAGGUCAAAAUUAUUGAGAACAAAAUUAAGUUUGUGACGAACGAGUUGUCUUUGAAGAAGAAGCUCCUCGUUCUGUAUGACCACCCCCAUUUGAUGCAGGCCUUUCAUUGCCGAGGCGGGGGGGACGCCUCCACCCUCCGCGCUUCCCUCUCCAGGGGAGGCAGUCCAAUUAAUGGCGGUAUCGGGAGCGUCACUAGCGUCGUUAGCGAUCGCAUCGGGAGCGCCGCCUUUGGCGUGGACAUCCCCCUGGAGCAGGCCACGUCCCCCUUUCCCCACUGCCCGGACGGGGGGCACCACCUCAGCGCCACGCUCCAGGGAGAGGCGGACAUGUGGAGUGGUGCAAACAUGUGGAGUGAUGCGAACAUGUGGAGUGAUGCAAACAUGUUGAGUGGCACGAACAGCGGGGGUGGUGCAAACCCCGGGGGGGAGCUGCCCCACCAGCUGGCGACCAUGAUGUGUGACCACUUGGUGGGGACCUCCACCGGGGAAGAGCCGCCGGGGGAGAAACUCCCCCAAGUGCGCAGAGGAACACAGCAGGAGGAAGUUGAGUACAUCGGGUGCAAGCCCUUUAAGAAGUGCAACCUCUAUCUGGGCUCCCACAAGUCGAUUUACAAAGACAUUUACGAGACUUUCAUGAAAAAGGAAAAUGGCUUGGACUUGGGCGAGACGCUCCCGGACGGGGAAGACGACGCAGAGAUGGGCGUGGGGGACGACAUGCGGAAGGACUUGCGCACCUUCGAGGGGGGGGAGGGCCACUCGACGAGUCAGACGCGGUUAACGGAGUCAAGCCUGUCAAGCAUGUCAAACAGGUCGAGGCAGUCGAAGCGUUAUGGCGCGCGAGAAAUGGACACCCCGCACAGGGGGCAGCCCAGCCCAUUUGCCCCUUCGGGGGGGGAACAAACGGCAGCUGGGAGCUACUCGGAUGGGGAAGAUGGCAACGAUGACGAAUGUUGGGAAUACAACCCGGGGGGGAAGCAACCUGACGGCGUCCUCAGCACAGCACAGAUGAGCAAAAUGGGGAGUGGCAGCUCCCUCUACAGGAGAAGCGUCAAGUCGGGGAAGCACGUCUGUUACACGGGGCGGUUCCUCUUCUUCAAGACGACUGAGGGGGAGAAGAAGGAGACGACAAAGCAAAAGAAGACUGGGGCGACCCUCUUUUCACAGCUGAGGGGCAUCUGCUCAGUCGGGCGGUUCUUCCAGCAGGGCGAGCCGCUGCCGCGGGGAGGUACCCACAAGGGUGAUCACAGCACAGCUACGAAGCAAAGCGCCGCAAACGCCGCAAACCCUGCAAACGCCGCAAACGCCGCAAACGCCGCAAACGCCGCAAACGCCGCAAACCCUGCAAACGCCGCAAACCCUGCAAACGGUGAAGGUGCCUGCUCUGCGGGGGGGAGGCACAUCUCCGAGUUCCUCUCCGCGAGCAUCGAGCGAUCGUACAGGACGCUGAAGAGCGUGAAGGACUUCUUCAAGCGAAACAAAGCAAACGCAAAAAAAAAAAAAAAAAAAGAAAUCCUCAUGCAGGAUAUCAAGUCGCUAGAAUAUAUGGCCAAAAAUCUGUACUUCCUCCUGGAUGACGUAAUCAAGGAGCAAAUCAGAAUUAACCAAAGUUCCUCCCUCAGUGGAAUGUUGCUGUACCUUCUGGGCAUCCUCAUGUCUAUCCUAUGCGUUUACAAAAUUACAAAAACGUGUUACAUCAUUUACAUGGUGGAAAUUUACUAUCGAUUCAUCUGUACAUACAGCAGCGGACAUGUCCUCAUGUUGUUCUACGCAAAAAAUAUUAACAUAGAUUUUAUAAAUGACUUGAAGAAAGUUUUGCACAUCGUCCACAUCAACAUAAAUUUAGAAAACUACGUCGUCUCCAUCACGUCCAUCCUUCUCUUGUGUUUUAUUUUUACCAAUUUGAAAUCUUUUAUGGAAAGAAUAAUCAAGCUGAGGUAUUCCGCCAAGUCCUCCCUCUACUCCAAUCUGGCCAUCCUGCUCAUGUGCGAAAUUAUGGUUUUGUAUUUUUCCGCCUACUGCAUCCAGCUGUUUGAUUACCUCCCUGCCAAGGAGAAGAUGAAGAUGCUUUACAUUUUCUUCAACAACAACUUGCUGGACCUGUUCAAGCUCAAGUACCACUUUGACUUCGUCUACGUGCUCUCGCUCUUCAUUUCGCUCUUCCUCAUUCGCCUGCACCACCGCCACCGCUCCAGCCAGUUCCGCGAGAUAUGA